Molecule: messenger RNA, 1696 nt
Organism: Cajanus cajan (pigeon pea)
Lineage: Eukaryota; Viridiplantae; Streptophyta; Magnoliopsida; Fabales; Fabaceae
Product: leucine-rich repeat receptor-like protein kinase PXC1
Biological process (GO): protein phosphorylation
Molecular function (GO): protein kinase activity; ATP binding
Source: RefSeq, a predicted model, not a curated record
AGGAGAAUAUCAGGUAGAUGCCCUUGUUAUUGUCUGCAACUAGGAAUUGUUUAGGUUCUUAACAUUUUCCAGUUGCAUCCAUUGGAGAAAUGUGCCAGUGGUUUCAUCGAGCAGUUCAGCCAGUUUUCACACGUAAAAUCCUCAUGCAAUAGCUGCAACACUGCUUUCAAUCUCAAAUGCACCAUGUGGUUUCCUCAUUUUGUUCUUCAACACAUUACUUUCUUAGUCCUUGCUAUUUUUAUCACACUUGUUAUAGCUCAAAAAGAUCAUGUAGGUAACAUUAAUUCUCCUACCCUACCACCCUCAAAUGACACAGUCAACAUUGGAGCCCAAGAUAAAUCUUCAGAUAAAAAUAGUAGACUCAAUAAUAUUUCAAUAAUCUUGAAUGUGGUUCUUCUUGUUGCAAUUGUGUUGCUAUUGCUGCUUUACUACAACACAUCCAGAAAGCUCAAUCAAAUAGUGAAGAGACAGAUUCCUACAGUUACGGAAAAAGAAAAUGAUAUGGAAAUCAGUGUUGACAAGAAGAUAGAGAUAGGAGAGGGGACAAUGAUGAUGGCAGUGGAAGAGAGAAAGGAACUAAUAUUCUUUAAUGAUAGGCCUAAAUUUCAAAUGGGUGAACUUCUUAGAGCUUCUGCUGAGGCAUUGGGUCAUGGAAUAUUGGGAAAUAGUUAUAAGGCUAUGCUGAAUGAUGGACCUACCAUUGUUGUAAAGAGGCUUAGGGACUUAAAGCCACUUUCUAAGGAGGAAUUUGCCAAGAUAUUAAAUGUGAUUGCUGAUAUGAAGCAUCCCAAUUUGUUGCCCUUGCUUGCUUACUACCAUUCAAGAGAUGAGAAGUUGAUGCUCUACAGAUAUGCAGAGAAUGGAAAUCUUUUCUCCCGACUUCAUGAUGGUAGAGGUGGAAACCGGGUUCCAUUCAGUUGGAACUCAAGAUUGUCAGUUGCACGAGGAGUGGCUCGAGCAUUGGUGUACUUGCACCUCAACAGCAAGAUCCACAACAUUGCGCCACAUGGCAACUUGCGGUCUUCAAACGUACUGUUCGAUGAAAACGAUGCAGUUCUUGUUGCUGACUUUGGUCUUGCCUCCUUAAUAGCACAGCCAAUUGCAGCGCAGCACAUGGUUGUUUACAAAUCACCCGAAUAUGGGUAUGCAAGAAAGGUGACAAUGCAAUCCGAUGUUUGGAGCUAUGGGUCCCUUCUAAUAGAGCUUCUAACUGGCAAAGUAUCUGUGUACUCAGCUCCAUCAGGGACCAAUGGCGUGGACUUAUGUAGCUGGGUUCACAGAGCUGUCAGAGAAGAAUGGACUGCUGAGAUAUUUGACAAAGAAAUUUCUGGCCAAAAGAGAGCUCUUCCUGGGAUGCUGAGGUUGUUGCAGAUUGCAAUGCGUUGCAUUGAGAGGUUCCCAGAAAAACGUCCUGAGAUGAGAGAGGUGGUCAGAGAAGUGGAGAAAAUACAGGCCCCCUUGAUCUCUGAAGAUGAUGAUGAUGUGUCUGGGGAUAGGUCUCUAACUGAUGAUUCCCUUUCAACCAGUACUUCCAUUUCCGUUAUUGGAGAUGAAAGAUAGAUGAUGAUGAGAGCUUGGGCCUCUCAUCUAGAACACAUUGUUCCUUUUGUUAUAACAUGGAUUUAGUACAUUGAUCCUAAAUAAAUAAGUUGCACAUUCUUAUGCAUGUUUGUUUCUUUCACAAAAUAAACUCUCA